GUGCCCUCUUUUACAAUUUUUUCCUUUUUAUUUUUAAUAUUUAUUUAGUAUUCCAAGUCAUUCUCAUUUUGUUAGUGAAUUUAUGUUUUUCGCCAGUUAUUUUCUGUGUCCGAGCAAGUGAGCCAUCAUUUAAUAGUGGACUCGACUCUUAAAAUCACGAACGUCAUGCUGGUAUCAGAGCCUGAUUUUGAAAACUCCAAUUCCAAGCAACCUGCUGAAAAUACGUGGGUAAAACUAAAUGUAGGGGGAACUUAUUUUCUCACAACUAAAACUACUCUCUCCAGGGAUCCCAACUCAUUUUUGUAUCGACUGUGUCAGGAGAAUGCUCAGCUGAUAUCUGAUAGAGAUGAAACUGGUGCCUACUUAAUUGACAGGGAUCCAACAUACUUCAGCCCUAUUUUGAACUACUUGCGUCAUGGGAAACUAGUUAUCAAUAAAAAUCUAGCUGAAGAAGGAGUACUGGAAGAAGCUGAAUUUUACAAUAUCACAGAAUUAAUUCGACUUGUGAAAGAAAAAAUCAGUUUGAGAGAUAGUUUCUCUUUAAGAGAUUCAAAGAAGCAUGUUUACCGGGUGAUCCAGUGUCAUGAAGAGGAACUCACUCAGAUGGUCUCCACGUUGUCGGAUGGAUGGAGAUUUGAGCAGAUGAUAAAUAUUGGGUCACAAUAUAACUACGGUAAUGCAGAUCAUGCUGAAUUUUUAUGUGUUGUAUCAAGAGAAUUAGGUGCAACAACUAACUGCAAAGAAACAGAGCCUACUGAUCGAGCAAAAGUUCUCCUGCAAAAAGGCUCAAGGAUGUAAAUGAAGUGAUAAUCAUUUUUCAAAUUUGUACUGAGACAAUGGAAAACUGAAGACCUUGCCCUUUUUCCAUCCGUCAAAACAUUUUGAAGGUGUUUUACAUUUGUUAUUUUGUUUGUUAAUUCUAGCUCAUUUUCUGUCGGCAAUUUUUUUAACGUUUUCCUGAUUCAAGAACUGGGUCAUCAAAAGAGACAUGUAAAAUGCCAAGAUGGGCGAUCUGUAAUGCACCAUCGCUUUAGAGGCAAAUGUUGAGGCCUGAAGUUAUCUCAUUUUGUGAUGGCAAAAUAUGUCUGUGUUUUUCAAGACAGUUUUAGGCUGAGAUAGAAGUAAUUUUUUCAUGGUAUUGUCGUAGGCAUCAAAGAGGGUAAAUUAAAGAAGCUGGACUGGUCACAGGAAGAAGUAAAGCUUUAAACUGCAAGGAAUUCCAAUAACAAUGGCAGUUAUGAGUAAAAAAGUAAAAAAAAGAAACUUUAACGCCAUAAUGUUCACGUAUCAUGUAGGGGUCGAAAAUCUCUGUAAUAAUAAAAGUUUCAAUAUGGCUUACCUAGUAAAUAAAAAGGUAGAAAACAUCUAUCUUUAGCUCAAAGACCAGAAAGGGAAGCAUAUUUGAAAGUUGCUAACUUUUUCACAAUGCCAUACCUGUGAGACUACUAGGAAACUGGUCGUUUUGCAUCGCAUACAAAUGAGAAACAAUCCUCCACAUUUUCUAUUACCCAAAUACAGGUAUUACAUUUGAAAAAAUUGGAGGAGAAGUGUGCACCCACAUCAUGGGACCCAGCAUUUUAUCGACCCCUGGUAUGAUUUCUGCAGUAUAAGACUUGGUUUUCUUCAAACAUUUACUCAGAUAUAUGCUCAUUCUAUAUCCUCUAAAUUGUAAAAAUGCUCAUGAAGGAAUUUGAAUUGAUGUCUAAGCACCCAAUUUUUCAUAUUUGUAUUAUCUUUGACUAACAAUAAUUCUUUGGAAUAAUCACAAUUCAUGAUUUUCUCUGCCUUU
Molecule: messenger RNA, 1789 nt
Organism: Bemisia tabaci
Lineage: Eukaryota; Metazoa; Arthropoda; Insecta; Hemiptera; Aleyrodidae
Gene: inc
Product: BTB/POZ domain-containing protein inc
Biological process (GO): protein homooligomerization; proteasome-mediated ubiquitin-dependent protein catabolic process
Cellular component (GO): Cul3-RING ubiquitin ligase complex; cytoplasm
Molecular function (GO): cullin family protein binding
Source: RefSeq, a predicted model, not a curated record